Antrostomus carolinensis (chuck-will's-widow) is the source of this 1179-nucleotide messenger RNA. It is a transcript of the gene ARF1, whose product is annotated as ARF GTPase 1. Gene Ontology annotation, molecular function: GTPase activity; GTP binding. The record is from RefSeq and is a predicted model, not a curated record. The coding region runs from base 35 to 580 and encodes 181 amino acids. Lineage: Eukaryota; Metazoa; Chordata; Aves; Caprimulgiformes; Caprimulgidae. The transcript has 4 exons.
AGACUUCAGUGGCCAGUGAGAACAUCUUUCAAACAUGGGAAAUAUUUUUGCUAACCUCUUCAAAGGCCUUUUUGGCAAAAAAGAAAUGCGUAUUCUAAUGGUUGGUCUGGAUGCUGCAGGAAAGACUACUAUUUUGUACAAACUUAAACUUGGUGAAAUAGUAACUACUAUUCCUACUAUAGGUUUCAAUGUGGAAACAGUAGAAUACAAGAACAUUAGCUUCACAGUCUGGGAUGUAGGUGGUCAGGAUAAGAUCAGACCACUCUGGCGCCAUUAUUUCCAGAACACACAAGGUCUGAUUUUUGUGGUUGACAGUAAUGACAGAGAACGAGUGAACGAGGCCAGAGAAGAGCUUAUGAGAAUGUUGGCAGAAGAUGAGCUUAGAGAUGCCGUUUUAUUAGUGUUUGCUAACAAACAGGACCUGCCGAACGCGAUGAAUGCAGCAGAAAUCACAGACAAACUCGGACUGCAUUCCCUUCGUCACAGGAACUGGUACAUCCAGGCAACCUGUGCCACUAGCGGAGACGGUCUCUAUGAAGGACUGGACUGGUUGUCCAAUCAGCUCCGAAACCAGAAAUGAAACCAUAAAAUUUCCUCUUCUUCUUCCCUCUUAUUUUUUUUUUUUUCCAACCCCUUCCCUCUUAUUUCCUCUUCUUCACCCUUCGCUUUACUCUAAUGUGGCAAACUGUGCUACUUUGUGGUAUUGAGUGCCGGAAGCUGUUUUCAUUUCUCUUUUUUUGUCACAGUAUAUAUUGCAUCAUGCUGUAAAUGUGGCAAAUCCAAGCCUGAAAACAGUUAGGUUUCUUAUUUAAUGUAAAUAGUUUUUGUUUCCAAUGAGGCAGUUUCUGGUACUCCUAUGCAAUAUUAUUCAGCUUUUUUUUUUUAAUUGUAAAAAAAUCAACUCACUUAUUUAGUACUCGGAAGGGAUUGAAGUGGGUUAACAUUAUGGGUUGGCAGUGGUCCUCGUGCAGUAGAGCUGAAUUCUAUCUCGGUUGGGUUGUGAGAUCUGUGAGAUCCGUUUUGGUGGUUGGUUUUUAACCUGAAUUCUGUAUUUUUUUCUUUUAAAUAGUCAAGGAAAAGUAAAAACACUUCAACGAAUGUUUGACACUUCAACAAACAUUUGACAUAACUUCUGCUGUUCCAGCUUUAAUGCAGUGACUUUUGAUUCUUUUGAAACGG